AUGGACGAGCAGUACUGUCCUGAGAAGUGGCCACCACCGGCCGACAAACUGCCGCCGAAGCCGGCGCGGGGAGACUUCCCGAGCGACGCAGAAUUCGGCGCCGCCGUGCAUGCGCGGUCGUGCCUGCUCUGUAGAUGGCGGCGAAACUACGGCCGUCUGAAGAGGGACCGGGAAGGGUACCCCAACUCGAGCGGGUUACAGAAGCGAUCAGAGCAUCUCAAGAAAGCGAAGAGAGCGAGGGAUUACCUCGGGUUAAGGCGGACGAGGAAGAAGAAGCACCACCGGAAGAAGAUGAAGCUGAGUGGCUGCAGCAUCAUCGGGGAGGUGAACGGAAUCCGCCCCGCACUAGCAGACGCCGGCCAUGUGGGGGAUGAAGAAGACGAACGAGAAAUAGAGGAAGACGACAGCAUCGAAUGGAACUGCGCGGCUGGGGAUGGCGAAGAAGACCUAGGCGAGGAGAUUGACCUCACCCAGGACGACGAUGGAGAGGAGGCCGAGCCGGGGACGCGGCAAUGGUUGAUGGAGAACGCGCCACAGGGACGGCAGUGCCCCGCCCAUAAGGACGAAACCCGCGCCUCUCUGAUGCUGCUGGGCAUCAAGCAAGAAGCGGGAGACAACGGUGGCGAAGAGGAAAAGCAGAUGUAG
Molecule: messenger RNA, 645 nt
Organism: Hyaloperonospora brassicae
Lineage: Eukaryota; Oomycota; Peronosporomycetes; Peronosporales; Peronosporaceae
Source: the annotation of a GenBank genome assembly